Molecule: messenger RNA, 1541 nt
Organism: Telopea speciosissima
Lineage: Eukaryota; Viridiplantae; Streptophyta; Magnoliopsida; Proteales; Proteaceae
Exons: 9
Coding region: 73-1278 (401 amino acids)
Source: RefSeq, a predicted model, not a curated record
AGAGGAGGCUUUUUUGAUGGCUUCCCUUUUCUAGGGUUUUCUACUUUCUCUCUUCGAAGUUUCUUUUCUGCCAUGGAAGCACUUUCGAGUUCAGUUUUCUCAUCUAGGUUCACAGAGACUUACCCAGCGGUUCAUUCGAUCAAAUACUCGAUUAGGCGAAGUGGGUUUCUGAAAAUCUAUGAAACUACGGAAACUAGACGGUUUUCUGGUUUGGAUUUGAGUACGGAGAGGGUAUGGCCUUGUGGGCUUCAAGUUCGAGCCCUUGCCCGUGAGAUUUCAGAUGCAGGCGGCGAGGAAGAAACGUCAGAAGGUGGGCCUGGUUUGGUUCCCGUGCAGGGUUCUUCGUGUUUGGAGGGUAACUCAAUCCACAGUGGAAAUAAUGAAAAGGCUUUGGAUGAAAACUCAAGUAUGGCAUCACCUCAAAUGGUUUCAGGUGGAAGUGGAACUGGUGGGGGUACAAGGGCAGGGCUUUUCAGAACACCAAUUUCUGGUGGUGUGCAGAGUGCAACCUCUGCUCAUGAUCUACCUCGACCAGCGUUGGCCGUUCGCAAUCUGAUGGAGCAGGCCAGAUUUGCCCAUUUGUGCACGGUAAUGUCCCGGAUGCACCACCGUCGGGAGGGAUACCCAUUUGGUUCGUUAGUAGAUUUUGCACCCGACUCAAUGGGCCACCCAAUCUUUUCAUUUUCACCGUUGGCUAUCCAUACAAGGAAUCUUUUGGCAGAUCCAAGGUGCACACUUGUUGUGCAGAUUCCCGGAUGGAGUGGACUAUCAAAUGCAAGGGUAACAAUUUUUGGUGAUGUCUUUCCUCUUCCUGAUCAUCAACAGGAAUGGGCUCAUAAACAGUACAUAGCAAAACAUCAACAGGGAGCUUCACAGCAAUGGGGAAACUUCUACUACUUCAGGAUGCAAAGCAUAAGUGACAUAUAUUUCAUCGGAGGUUUUGGCACUGUUGCUUGGGUAGAUGUCAAGGAAUAUGAGACCCUCAAACCUGAUAAGAUUGCGGCUGAUGGAGGAGAGCAAAAUCUAAAGGAACUCAAUGCAAUGUUCUCAAAGCCACUUAGAGAGCUUUUAUCCACGGAAAUUGAAGUUGAUGAUGCAGCUUUCAUAUCAGUAGACAGCAAGGGCACAGAUAUUCGGGUCCGACAAGGAGCACAGUUCAACAUUCAGAGGAUUUCUUUUGAAGAGGGGCAUGCUGUGGAAACAUUGGAAGAAGCCAAGGCAGCUCUUCACAAACUAAUAAGCAAAGGUUGCAGGAUAAGUUUACAUAGCAAAUCUUAAACCAUUCAUAGAUCAUGCUGCUUUUUCCCUCCUAAUGGUACAGUGCGAUGAAAAGAUUUUAUUCCAGGAAUUGGGAGCAAUCAGAAAAGCCACACUACUGAGUUGUGAAAACCCAUGAGCUGAAAUUCUCAGAUUGGGUCUCCUGUGCACAUGCACUGAUACAAGUAUCCAUGCUGUUUGUUUUUUUGUCUUCAGAUUGUAAUUUUGAAGCGUGUUUAUGUAUUUAUAUGCAGCCUGAUAUAUGCUUUAUUUAUGUUUUAUGG